AUGGCUACUAAUAAUCAAGCCAAUGCCAUAGGAUAAGGUAAAAUAUUAAAAUAUAGUAGAAGCUAAAAGGGGAAAACCGCCUAAACGAUAGGGAGUAUCUAAUCCUUCAAAUAUAGUUUCAGACUCGAAUUAACCAGAGAUUUGGUAUCAAUCUCAAGAAGCUACUGAAAUAAUCAUAAUAUUAGCAGCCUAGGGGCGAAUUUUGUUCUAAUGUUUGAGUGGAAAAAAGAAAAAACAGAUAAGCAGAAUUACCAAGCCUUCUAGUACCAAAAGAUCAUAUUCUUUAACGAAAUUUAGAAACAGUCGAUAAGAUUUUGUAAAACAUGCCGAGGUAUAGUAGUUGAUUAGAAUAAAAUUUAGACCCUUUAAAACUAGUUGUUAAAAAAACUUGAAGAACAUUUAGAAAUCGAAUUAAUUGGCUAAUAGAAGCAGAUGGACUAUUUUUUUUUUUAAGACAACAAGAAAACUAAUCUUGCCCAAGAACCAUAGAUGAAAGUGAUGAAGCUAUUAAGCCCUUACAUUCAUAAAGAUUUCUAAGAAACAUUGAUAACACUGCUAAAAUUACAACAUAUUUCUAAAAUAAACCAAUCCAUUAAGGGUGAUUUAUCUAAUAUUAAUAAACAUAAACAUUUUGUAAGUUGGGCAUUCAUCAUAGCUUGGGGAAAAAAAAUAAGAAGUCACUUAACGAGAUUAUAAUAGAUUAGAAACGAUGACGAAUUAAGAGAGGCAAGCUUAUUGGCUAAAGAUUUGAUGGAUGAAUCAAAGGAAAUUUUGAAAUAGAAAACACAAGAAGUUGAAUAAGAGAUCAGCUAAUUAAUUAAUAGUUAUAGGCAGGAUUACAAAGAAGAAAUAAAAAUUAUAAUAAAUGAGUUUUUAUAUAGAAAUUAAUAGAAUAACUCUGAGUUUGAAUAAAAUUCAUAUUUAGAAGUUUAUUGA
This is a messenger RNA of Paramecium octaurelia, 936 nucleotides long. The record is from the annotation of a GenBank genome assembly. NCBI's taxonomy places the organism in Eukaryota, Ciliophora, Oligohymenophorea, Peniculida, Parameciidae.